AUGCAGCGAAAUUCUGUUAGCCAAAAUACGCGAAAGUUUGUUUUGAGAUUGGUUGUUGAUCGAAGAAAAAGUCAGUCUGAAUCUUCAUGCCGCGAAAUUCCGUUUCCCAAAACAUGUGAGAUCUUGUGGUACGAUCGAACGAAUUCAACACUUCCUGGUUCUAGAGGUGGCGCUCGUCACGUUAUUUAUAAUGAAGAGAUUAGAAGAAGAAUUGAAGAGCUUAUAAACGAUAACACAACGACAACUAUAAUUGAAAUUAAAAAUGCUUUAAAUGUAAAUGUAUCGAUUAAAACUGUCUGGAGAUGGGUGACCAAUCUUGGAUACACAUAUAAAAUUACUCGACCAAUUUAUGAAAGAAGAAACGACAAUGAUGUAAAAAAUCUUCGUAUUGAAUAUGUUAGGUGGUAUACUUCAAUAUCGCCUAUUAAUCGCUAUCGAAAUAUUGUUUUUAUUGAUGAAAGUCCACUUAAUUUACACAUGUUUCGCAGUCAUUCAUGGGCAAGAAGAGGAGUAACACCAAACCCGAUCAUUCGCCCUAGGCAGCGUAACGUUUCGAUGAUAUUGGCCGUCAAUGGUUUAAAUAUUAUUCACUGCGAAGCUGUCAGUGUGUCAGUCAACACAGUUUUGUUUCAAGAAUAUAUUGAUGAAGUUGUACGAGUUUUGGGGACAGAGGAAGAAUUCACCCUGGUGAUGGAUAAUGUCAGAAUCCAUCAUAAUGUUGAGAUGAGGGCUCAGAACAUUCAAAUGAAAUAUUUGCCACCAUAUUCACCAUUCUUAAAUCCGUGUGAAGAGAUUUUUUUUUAUCUUAAGAAUAACGUGCUAAGAAAAACGGCUCCAACUAAUAGAAAUGAACUAAUUACAAGAAUGCGUGAUGCAUGCUUAUCUAUUCCUAUCAAACUAUUACACACACUGCGAAAGCUUUUUCGAAGCGUGUCUUAG
Molecule: messenger RNA, 939 nt
Organism: Hydra vulgaris (swiftwater hydra)
Lineage: Eukaryota; Metazoa; Cnidaria; Hydrozoa; Anthoathecata; Hydridae
Molecular function (GO): nucleic acid binding
Source: RefSeq, a predicted model, not a curated record